GCGCCGGGUGAGCAAACGGACACGGAUUCAUUUUCUUGCAUUUGCUCAGUGCUCGCCUCUUUCUCAGCGCGGAAAGGAAGCGGCGGCAGCUCCUCCUCCGGCUCCUCCCUCUUCCUCGGAGGACGGAAACGGAUCCUGGGCGAUCCUGGGCCUCCUUCCUUGGGUCUCCCCGGCGUGCGUUCGGGCUGAAGGGGCGCGAUGGCCAAGAGAGCCCGGCAGCGCCUGAUGGACGCCCUGGAGAACUUGCACGACGGCGAGCUGCGCAAGUUCAAGGCGAAGCUGACCGAGAUCCCGCUCGAGGAAAGCCACGAGCACAUCCCCCGAGGGCGGCUGGAGAAGGCGGACGCGGUGGAUCUGCCCAGUCUCCUGAUCAGCUACUACAAGCAGGAUUACGCGCUGCGCCUCACCGCGCAGGUCUUGGAAGAGAUCCACUGCAAGGACCAGGCGCAGAAGCUCCGCGGAGGCGGCGAGAAGACUGCAUGCUGUAACCCUCAGAUCCCUGUGCCUUCCACCAGUACCACCUCUGGAAGAAAUGAGACACAGCCUCCGGCUCCACCGGAGCAGCAUUUCAUUGAGCGGCACCGGGAGGCCCUGAUCCAGAGGACGGCCACCGUGGAGGGGAUCCUGGACGUGCUGCAUGGCGAUGUCCUGGAUGACGAGCAGUACCAAAAGAUCUCCUCCAAAAGCACCAGCCAGGAAAAAAUGCGGGAGCUCUACAGGUUGCUGCCCAGCUGGAACCAAGCUUGCAAGGAGAAGCUGUACAAGGCCCUGAAGAUGAAAAACAGGUUCCUCGUUGCCGACCUGGAAGGAUAAAAAGGGCAGCCAAGGCACAGCCCCAUUCUGGGGCACAGGAAUUCCGCCUCGGCAUGUCAGGGGACUACCUUGAAGCCAUGUAAUAUCUUGUAUGAGCAAGAAAAACAAGGCAAUAUACUCUGGGGAAGGAAAUGCAGGCAGCCACAGCAGGAAGAACCUGGAGGAGGCCGUCACAUUUGACUCGGGGACACUGGAGUGAGAAGGAACAUGAAUCUGUCCUUUUUGAUAAAGGCCAAUUCUAUUUUCUCUUUGUGUUUAGCCCCCUCGGUGCUUGUAGGAACCAUGAUGUGUGGGAAUGUUCUUGGAUGCAAGAGAGGAUGCAUUGUUUGAUUAUAGCCUUUCCAACUUGGGUUAACAAGUUCACAAUUUAGCAGAGUAACAUUCCCCUUUUUAAACUUACAGCGGAUGCGUUUGCUCAGGCUCGCUAAAGCCUCUAUAAUAACUGUUCUGGUAUUUCCCCCUUAUUCCCUCAUAAAAGAUAAGACACGACACAGUCUUCUAUAAAAGUAUAAAAAGAGUUUACUCAUAUUUUGUUCACAAUCGGAUCCCAGAAGGCAGACUUAGCUUAGAAAAGUAACAUAAACCUUGAAACUAUCUCAUAAGGAGACAGUCCCUCUGUCCUCUCUUGGCUGGAAGCCAAGAGAGCAUCUGGCUAAGCAGAUGUUGCUUCUUUGAUGCAUGUAGUCAAAGAGAGAGAGAUGGCUGUCCUACCCUGUGCUUUUGUCGUUACCUGCACAGGUGAGGCCACACCCACCUCUAGUCACAUGCAGAGGAAGUCUGUCCCAGCCCAGAAGGAAACAGGAAGUUUACCUGCUGGCUGGACAAACAUUCCUCCCCAUGUGUAAAGAUGUUCAUUCUAGGAAUGUUGUACAGUGGUAGCUUGGGUUAAGUACUUAAUUCGUUUUGGAGGUCCGUUCUUAACCUGAAACUGUUCUUAACCUGAAGCACCACUUUAGCUAAUGGGGCCUCCUGCUGCUGCCGCGCCGCUGGAGCACAAUUUCUGUUCUCAUCCUGAAGCAAAGUUCUUAACCCGAGGUACUAUUUCUGGGUUAGCGGAGUCUGUAACCUGAAGCGUAUGUAACCCGAGGUACCACUGUACUUGACUGCUCUUGUGUUUCACAUCCCACAUGAUGCCCUCAGAGAACCCACUGGUGCCUGCCAAGGUCCCCUGCCCCUCCCAGAUUAAUUUUUUUCUUUAAAAAACUGGUGGUUGGUAGGUCAUUUUUUUGGGGGGGGUGUCCUUGUUUGGAAACCUGUUCUCUGCUUUUGUGAGAUGUUUGAGGUGUUUUGAGUGGGUAGGUUCUGAGCAUUGCCAUCUCCCCCCCCCCCCGUGAAUUGGGAUUUUGUAGUGCCCAUGGCAGUUUCCUAGAUUUCCAAAUGGGCCCCUGAUCCCCAAAAGUUUAGGAAAUCUGCUCCAGAGAAAAUGAUUCUACCUCCUAUAUGAAGAACAGACAAGCAGGGGCCGUCAUAUGGCCUGGAUUCUAACCUUUCCACCCAGUAAAGAGGUGGCGAAUAAACUAGUACAUUUUGUUAUUGAUACUAUAUUUAUCAUUUUUCAAAUACUUAAAAUUGACUAAGGAUUUGUAUGCAGAUUAAAAGUCCUACCUCAGCGGCUUGCAAUUUAAAAUUCAGAAUCCAAAAGGAAAAAGAGAAGAGGAGGGAAGAGGAAAACAAGCAGCCUCUAGCACUAGCUCUUAGUUACAUGGUUCUGAGUACGUUGAGCUUGACUGAAACAUUUCAGGGAGGAGAGGAACCGAAUGGCAGCUGUUUGCUCAGCUGAACCAAGGGAGAAGGCUUUCUGCUCCACCUCUUCCUCCACUGCAGCCAGGUGGCCACUGGCUGGUGAUAGUUUAGAGGGAGGAGGAGGAGGAGGCUAAUGGACGCAAAUCUCUCAAGCUCUUUCUCUGCAGCAGCCAUACAAUUUAAGGGAUAAAUUGCUUUGCAUGCAGAUGGUCCUGUAUUCAAUCUCCUCUUUGAAACUCUGGGAAAUCGCUGCCUGUCAGUGUAGACACUACUGAACUAGAUCAGCCAAAUAAUCUGACUCAGUACAGUGGUAUCUUGGUUCUCAAACUUAAUCUGUUCCAGAAGUCCGUUCCAAAACCAAAGUGUUCCAAAACCAAGGUGCGCUUUCCCAUAGAAAGUAAUGCAAAACGGAUUAAUCCGUUCUAGACUUUUAAAAACAACCCCUAAAACAGCAAUUUAACAUGAAUUUUACUCUCUAACAAGACCAUUGAUUUCUAAAAUGAAAGCAAUAAUCAAUGUACUGUACUAUAAAUAAAUAAGACAGUACUGUAUUGUAGAUGCGAAAAAUUAAAAUUACAUUUUUUUCUUAC
This is a messenger RNA of Podarcis raffonei (Aeolian wall lizard), 3146 nucleotides long. RefSeq names its product apoptosis-associated speck-like protein containing a CARD. Lineage: Eukaryota; Metazoa; Chordata; Lepidosauria; Squamata; Lacertidae. The coding region runs from base 199 to 813 and encodes 204 amino acids. The record is from RefSeq and is a predicted model, not a curated record. The transcript has 3 exons. Gene Ontology annotation, biological process: inflammatory response; regulation of apoptotic process; innate immune response.